AUGUUUGAUAAGGAUGGCAACGGUACAAUGAACAUCAAAGAGUUGGGAGUGGCUAUGCGAACAUUGGGCAUGAAUCCCACGGAAGAAGAAUUGCAGAAUAUGGUAAACGAGUAUGACGUUGACGGCAACGGAAAGAUUGACUUCGGCGAAUUUUGCAAGAUGAUGAAGGAGAUGAACAAGGAAACCGAUCAAGAGCUAAUUCGACUAGCUUUCAAGUAA
Molecule: messenger RNA, 219 nt
Organism: Cylicostephanus goldi
Lineage: Eukaryota; Metazoa; Nematoda; Chromadorea; Rhabditida; Strongylidae
Source: the annotation of a GenBank genome assembly